This is a messenger RNA of Xenopus tropicalis (tropical clawed frog), 1158 nucleotides long. Its product is annotated as N-formyl peptide receptor 3-like. Gene Ontology annotation, biological process: signal transduction; G protein-coupled receptor signaling pathway. Lineage: Eukaryota; Metazoa; Chordata; Amphibia; Anura; Pipidae. The coding region runs from base 1 to 1158 and encodes 385 amino acids. Gene Ontology annotation, molecular function: G protein-coupled receptor activity. Gene Ontology annotation, cellular component: membrane. The transcript has a single exon. The record is from RefSeq and is a predicted model, not a curated record.
AUGAUCACUCAAAAUUUCUGCUUUGCCAUAAGCGAAUACGUUUCACAGAUGAAAAAUUCAACACACAGUGACACAGCGAUUUGGUAUUGCAGCUUCGUUGUGAUUCUGUUAGCCUACCCCGUGGGUCUCAUUGGCAAUGCCAUCGUCAUCUUCGUAACGGCGUUUAAAAUGAAGGACAACAAGAACAAGAUCUGGUUUCUGAACUUGGCCGUGGCAGACCUUGCCUUUCUCCUCUGUGUGCCAUUGGAUGCUAUUGUUUUUGUCAAAGAGGGUUGGAUCUUUGGAUUGGAACUUUGUAAACUAAAUAAUUUUCUGUAUGUGUGUAAUAUGUUUGCCAGCAUCUUAAUCAUCAUGGCUUUAAAUAUUGAUCGGGCUCUUUCCAUUGCUAAACCAAUUUGGCACAUGAGAUUCUACUCUGAAAAUAUUUCCUACUGGACCUGCACUUGCAUGUGGGCAUUAGCACUGGCAUUAAGCAUCCCUGUAUACAUUCAUAGUGGUGAAUAUAAACAUGGCGGAGCAACGUAUUGCCUCCCUUUUAAUACCCUGUUUUUACAUCUUUUUGAGAGUGAAAAGGAGCCAGAUACUAGCGAGGCAAUCACCAAUUUGGUCAAAAUAGACAAUAUGUCAUCUACUGAGAUGUCACUUACAACGGGUGCAACUUCUGCACAACAUGAGCUCAAGGGGUUUUCCUAUAAUCAGAAACAUUGUGGAGGUGGACAGUGUUGCUCUAGACAGGAGACACUUCAGAGGCUUCAGGAGAUUAGAUUUUUAGGAGAUUCUUUUAUGAUUUCAUCCUUAGUAUUAACUUACAUUGUGCCACUCUGUGUAAUCCUAUUUUCCAAUGUCAUGGUGGCCCUGAAAGUGCAGAAAUCUCAAACUGUCCACUCUAGUAGGCUCUACAGAAUUAUAGUCAUGGUGGUGCUUGUCUACUUUCUUUCCUGGACCCCAGUGGCCUCUUCCUAUGUGGUUCUCUUGGUAGGGGAGUACAAUGAAAACAUUGAACUACUAGAUAACAUGUAUAGCCUUACCCCUUUACUGAUCAGUAUAUCCUAUUUAAACAGCUGCUUAAACCCCAUCAUGUAUGUGCUGGUUAGCAGAAGAAUAAGGCGUCGGAUUAGUGAUAUGAUUAGAAUGAUAAAGAGCAGAACAUCAGUAUAG